Durio zibethinus is the source of this 1458-nucleotide messenger RNA. Its product is annotated as MYB-like transcription factor EOBI. The record is from RefSeq and is a predicted model, not a curated record. Gene Ontology annotation, molecular function: sequence-specific DNA binding; DNA-binding transcription factor activity. NCBI's taxonomy places the organism in Eukaryota, Viridiplantae, Streptophyta, Magnoliopsida, Malvales, Malvaceae. Gene Ontology annotation, cellular component: nucleus. Gene Ontology annotation, biological process: regulation of DNA-templated transcription.
UCAUUAACCCUCCGAUUUGGUUCCUAUCUUUGAUUGAUUGAUGAUUAAGGAAAUACUUUUUGAGUGUUCCAAUUUCAAGUCUUUUACCAUUGCUCUUUUGUAUGACCAAUAAGAGGGCCAUUUGUGUGACUAUUCUAGCUGUGCCACCUCUUCAGCCUAUAAUUCAUAGGCUAUUGUACAAUUGAUACCAACCCCAUCUAAGAAAAUUCUUCUAGCCAAGCUACGUAUAAAGGCUGAUCGGGGCAUGUGCAGAAACUCAAAUUGCGGUGUCUGCUUUCUGGUUUUCGACUUUCUAGGUGUAGUUCGAACCCUGUUUUAGACCCCUGAAGCCUAUAAAUUUCAGCUUGCCAAGUACCUCCACGUUAACUUUUAACAACUCCCAAAAAUUGAAAAAACCUUGACCCAAGGGUCAGAGCUCUACCUGUCGAUACACGCACACCCACAUAAACACAAAGACCGAGAGCAGCUAUAUAUGCCUCCGGUUACAAAGAGCAUGUCUAUCCCUAUAGAAGAGGACAGUGAGCUGAGACGAGGGCCCUGGACCCUUGAAGAGGAUACUCUCCUAACUCAUUACGUUGCUCGUUAUGGGGAAGGUCGUUGGAAUAUGUUAGCAAAAUGUGCAGGUCUCAAGAGAACUGGCAAAAGCUGCAGAUUGAGGUGGCUGAAUUACUUAAAACCUGAUAUUAAGCGCGGAAACCUGACUCCCCAAGAGCAGCUCUUGAUUCUUGAACUUCAUUCCAAGUGGGGAAACAGGUGGUCGAAAAUUGCACAACAUCUUCCAGGAAGAACAGACAACGAGAUCAAGAACUACUGGAGAACGAGGGUGCAAAAACAGGCACGCCAACUUAAUAUCGAGUCCAACAGCAAGAGAUUCCUUGAGGCAGUUCGAUGUUUUUGGAUGCCAAGAUUGCUUCAGAAAGUGGAGCAGACAUCCUCUUCUUCCUCCUCUUUGAAAGAAAUAAGCUAUCAAAGCUCAGUUCCUUCACAAUUAUCAGACUGCACAUAUCCUUCAUUGUCAACAUUUUCCCCACUUCCAAACAAAAUAACAGACAAUUCAAAUAAUUCCUUUGAAAAUUCAAGUUCAGUCACCAGCCAAAGUCUUUAUCCCACAGAUUUCAUGAACAUUUCAGAGCAAACUCAAAUUUCCCAACACCUAACAAGUCCAAUUGUGUAUGCCGAUCCUUGUGUCUAUAACAAUAACCAAAUUCUAAAUGAAAGUUACAAUAUUGACAGCAGUGGCUAUGGCAUGGAGGGUUUCAGCCUGGCAUCCAUAUCAGCUGUGGGCUCCUACGAAAGAUCCCCAUCUGAAUGCCAGAUGGUUGAAGGCAACUGGAUCUCUAAUGAGAUGACAGAUACUUUAUGGAACAUGGAUGACAUAUGGCAGUUUGGGGAGUUGGGAGAGAUGAGCAACUAGAUAUGGCCAGGGGGGUAGUACUUAGUCAAAAGUUAUCCUGGAAC